Molecule: messenger RNA, 480 nt
Organism: Lactuca virosa
Lineage: Eukaryota; Viridiplantae; Streptophyta; Magnoliopsida; Asterales; Asteraceae
Source: the annotation of a GenBank genome assembly
AUGGCGAAUGAAAUGGAGAAGAAUGUUGUUGGAGAUGCUAGUAUCGUGGUGAAUGAAGAUAAUAAAGGACGGGACGAGAUUCGUCAUGGUGCAAGCAAGGGACAUUGUAAGUCCAAGGAUAUGUGGGGAUCCUUAUAUAAGAGAAUUUCCGAAGUGGAGACUUCCUUAGAGAUGUUGUGUGAUCAAUUUGAAGAUGCACAUCAACAAGUGGGGGUGAUAGCAUCGGAUAAUGAUGUAAUGCAAGACAAUGUGAAAGGAGCGAUCAACAAACUUGGUGGGGUAUUAAUGCAAGAUGGGCACACGAUCGCAUACAAGAGUCGAAAAUUGAACGAGGUGGAGAAACUUUACACGAUGCAAGAAAAGGAGAUGGCCGCUAUCAUCCACUGGUUACGAGUAUGGAGACACUAUUUACUCGGUGCCAAAUUUGUGAUCAAGACGGAUAAUAUUGCGACAAGCUAUUUCAAAUACAAAAGAAGUUGA